Molecule: messenger RNA, 323 nt
Organism: Staurois parvus
Lineage: Eukaryota; Metazoa; Chordata; Amphibia; Anura; Ranidae
Source: the annotation of a GenBank genome assembly
AUGUAUGUGAAAUGCUUUGAUACAGUAAUGUUUUUACUAUGUGAUUUUAGCGAAUUUAGUGAAUGUCACUUUUUGUCAUUUUCAAAUUUCCCGCCGUUCUGUCCCCCAUACGUCCCGACGUCGCAAGGGACGGAACCCAGAAGACAGAUGCCGGCAUCCGCCGGAUUACAUUGCCGGGGACACUGCAAGAGGGACAUCGCAGGAGCGUAGGACAAGGUAAGAGAAGAACAGAUCCCUAUGCAGCGCCGCAUGGUAUUCCCGAGUGUAGCUCGGGGUUACUGCUUGUGCUACACUCGGGAAUACCAUCAGGGAGGUUAAUAUAA